Drosophila sulfurigaster albostrigata is the source of this 834-nucleotide messenger RNA. Its product is annotated as aquaporin-2-like. Gene Ontology annotation, molecular function: water channel activity. The record is from RefSeq and is a predicted model, not a curated record. Gene Ontology annotation, biological process: transmembrane transport. The transcript has 2 exons. NCBI's taxonomy places the organism in Eukaryota, Metazoa, Arthropoda, Insecta, Diptera, Drosophilidae. The coding region runs from base 122 to 808 and encodes 228 amino acids. Gene Ontology annotation, cellular component: plasma membrane.
AACUUGAUCUCAAUAGGCGCGUCAGUUUGAAAUUUAAAUUUUCUCAUCGCAUGCAGGCAUUAUUUCUAGAAAUUCAGUUCACUUCGAGCAGUCAGUUCAACAAAUUAUAUACGAACACAAAAUGGGGAAUUUUAAAUGGGAUCUGGAUUUAGCGAAGAAACUGGCAGCCGAAUUUACGGGCACAGCAAUGUUAAUGACGCUUGGAUGCUCCAUAGCGCAGUUUUCAAAAUCAUAUAGUGAGGUAUCAUUAGGCUGGGGAUUCUCCUAUGCAGCAGCCAUACAUACGUUCGCCUUCCUCAGUGGCGCUCAUAUCAAUCCAUGGGUCAGCGUGAGCGCCACCAUUGUGGGCGUGAUGGAAUGGGAACUGAUGUUAUGCUACAUAGCCUGUCAAUUAUUGGGCGCCUUUGGUGGAUUUGGAUUGGCCUAUGUCGCGCUGCCCGAGAAUAGUAAACACUUUUGUACGACCAUGGCGGGCGCAAAUUUUGAUGAAUGGAAAAUUAUACUCGUGGAGUUUAUGCUAUGUGGAUUCUUGUUAUUUGCAUAUUGCGCCAUUUGGGACAAACGCAGCAAAGCCGCUUACGAUUCAUAUUCCCUGCGCAUUGGUUUCAUAAUUGCCGCACUUUGCUUUGCUGGCCACUUUCAUGGUGGCUGCAGCGUGAAUUUCUUUCGUUCCUUGGCACCUGCCGUGGUGCAAUUGGAGUUUGAUGGUCUCUGGGCAUAUUUUGUGGGACAAUUGGUGGCCGCUAUUCUUGUGCCAGUUCUCUGGCGCUUUGUUAUAGCCGACGAAAAGCCGGAACCGAUGGAGUAAACCAAAUUUUUUAGUAAAUAGGAAAU